AAUAAUGCCGCCAUCUUCUAGGAACCUGCUUUAACCUCUAUCUAUCCACCUCACAUGCAAGACGAAACCAGAAUUCUACCUAUCUUUAUCAGAUAUCAUUUCCACGAGCAGCGGCUCUGAGGAUCCAUACCCAGAAGACGACGUACUAUCUUAUCUAUCAUCUUUACAAAUGAUUUAUUAGCACGACGUAAAGAAAAAAUAAGAGACCGAUCAUGUUUACAUGGCUCUUCGGCUCCGGCGACAAGCCUCCCAUCUUUCUACAAUUCCGGAGCAGCAAAACUUUCAUCAUCAUCGUGGUCGCCUCUGCAGUGUUUACGGACAUUUUCGCUUAUGGAAUCGUGGUCCCCGUCUUCCCAUUCGCCUUGACAGAACGAGCAGACAUCCACGAAGACGACGUCCAAACAUGGGUCAGCAUUUUUCUCGCCGUGUACGGCGCGGCAUUGCUGGUCGCUUCGCCCAUUUGUGGAUGGCUCGCCGAUCGAAUGCAAUCGCGCCAAGCAUCGUUCCUGCUGGGACUGUUGGCUCUGGGAGGCUCUACGGCGCUGCUGUGUGCGGGCUCCAGCAUUGCCAUGUUCGCGGCCGGUAGAGUGCUGCAGGGGGUCAGUGCUGCCGUGGUAUGGGUCACGGGGCUGGCUCUGCUGGUCGAUACUGUCGGUCCGGAUGAGAUUGGGUCGGCCAUGGGCUAUAUUGGAUUGUCUAUGAGCUUGGCGAUUCUCCUGGCACCGCUGCUCGGCGGAGUCGUCUUUGCUGAGGCGGGAUAUUACUCGGUUUAUGCAAUGGCUUUUGGGUUGAUCGUUCUCGAUCUGUUUCUAAGAUUUGCUAUGGUGGAGCGAAAAGUCGCCAAGAAAUGGUUGCCUGACCUGGUCAUCGCCAGUAGCGAGAAAGGAAUGCUUUCUAAUGAGCAGCAACAACAUGACAAAGAGCCAGAAAGCAGCGGUCGAGUAAGCCACAGCGACUGUGUCGAGCUACCAGAGAAGUUCGAUUCGCGGCAUUCCAGCGACCACAGCGACAGCUCUCCAGCACCCAUCUCGAGUCACCUGUCGCUCACACAACGAGUGGUCGCGCGAUUACCACCGGUCGUUUUCCUGUUUGGAUCACGCAGGAUCUUGGCUGUGCUGUGGGCCUGUACCAUGCAGGCAUCUCUUCUCACAUCCUUCGACGCAACCCUACCACUCUUCGUCAAGAGUACCUUUGGCUGGGACUCGAUAGGUGCCGGCCUGAUUUUCCUUCCGGUGGUGCUAGCGUCCUUCAUUGGGCCCGUCAUUGGAAAGCUAUCCGAUAAAUAUGGCCCUCGGUGGCUCGCGACCUCGGGGUUCAUCUUGGCGUGUCCCUUCUUGAUCUUACUCCGGCUGGUCAACGAGAACAGUAUCAAUCACAAAGUGAUGCUGUGCGCACUCCUUGCAUUGAUAGGGUUAGGCUUGACGUUAGCGCUCACUCCCAUCAUGGCAGAGAUCUCGUAUGCUGUCGAUGCCAAAGCGAAGCGACGGCCCCCAGGCUUCUUUGGUAAGAACGGUGCCUAUGCGCAAGCAUAUGGCCUCUUCAAUAUGGCGUGGGCAUGCGGCAGUAUGAUAGGGCCUCUUCUCGGCGGUCUUGUCAAUAGCUCGGAAGGGUGGCCGACAGCGACACUCAUUCUGGGCUGCGUGAGCAUUUUCACGGCGCUGCCGACAGUCAUUUGGACGGGAGGGAGCAUAUUCAAGCUCAGAAGAAAGCAGCAACAGGCUCCUGCGGACGAAUCACAUCUUGCUUGAGUUGGUCCGUAG
Messenger RNA from Sphaerulina musiva SO2202, 1760 nucleotides. RefSeq names its product MFS general substrate transporter. The record is from RefSeq and is a predicted model, not a curated record. The transcript is spliced from 2 exons. NCBI's taxonomy places the organism in Eukaryota, Fungi, Ascomycota, Dothideomycetes, Mycosphaerellales, Mycosphaerellaceae. The coding region runs from base 213 to 1748 and encodes 511 amino acids. Gene Ontology annotation, biological process: transmembrane transport. Gene Ontology annotation, molecular function: transmembrane transporter activity.